UAAGUUUUGUAAAAUAAAAGUUUUUGUUCUACCUCUUAUCGGAUCCGAACCGGGUCAAGUAAAAAACCAACGGAACCGUAACGUCUGGGAAGAAAACUGGCAGCACCAUAACGACGAUCUCAGACAAUUCUCACUCUCCACCAGAUCUCUCUCUCUCUCUCUCUCGCUCUCCGGCGCUUAACCCUCCGAAACCCUAGUUCUCACUCCAGAUCAGCUUCUGACCAUUCGAUCCACAUCCUCGCGUUCUCUCCGGCCGUUGCAGCAAGCAAUCGUGGUGGUUCUUCGUCUCGGAUCGUUCGGAUUUUCUCGUUUCCGCCCGCGAUCUCGCAUUGUUGGUGGAGUUUUCAGUUGACAUUUGGUACUGUUUGGAGAAAGCGGCGAGGUAGUUGCUCGGGAAGUACGAAAUAUGCAGCGUGCUUCCGUGACAGUUGAGGAACAGUUGUUGCUGAAAGCGAUUAAGGAAGAGUGUCCAUGGGAGAGCCUUCCCAAGCGAAUUCAAGCUACGAUUUCUUCCAGAGAGGAAUGGCACAGAAGGGUAAUUGAAUGCUGCAUUAAGAAGAGACUCCAAUGGAAUAAUUGUUUUGCGCGUAAAAUUUGUAAAGAAAGCGAAUAUUAUGAAGAUAUGAUGCGUUACUUGCGGAAGAAUCUUGCUCUAUUUCCUUAUCAUCUGGCGGAGUAUGUUUGCCGUGUGAUGAGGGUAUCGCCUUUCAGAUAUUAUUGUGAUAUGAUUUUUGAAGUAAUGAAGAAUGAGCAACCUUAUGACAGCAUCCCAAACUUUAGUGCAGCAGAUGCUUUAAGACUUACAGGAAUUGGUAGAAAUGAAUUUAUUGAUAUAAUGAACAAGUGCAGAUCUAAGAAAAUCAUGUGGAAAAUAAACAAAUCAAUUGCAAAAGAACUUUUACCUACACAGCCUGUGGAUUUUUCUAUUGAACCUUGGUGGGGAGUUUGUCUUGUGAACUUCACUUUGGAAGAAUUUAAGAAACUCUCAGAAGAGGAAAUGGCCACAAUAGACAAAGUGUGUAAGGAAGAAGCAAAUUCUUUUAUCCUGUUUGAUCCUGACGUUGUAAAGGGUCUCUUUAAACGUGGAUUGAUUUACUUUGAUGUUCCUGUAUAUCCAGAAGAUCGGUUUAAAGUUUCAAGGCUUGAAGGUUUUGUUUCUAACAGGGAGCAGUCUUAUGAAGAUCCUAUUGAAGAGUUAUUAUAUGCAGUUUUUGUUGUUUCAAAUGAAAAUACAUCUGUUGCUGAAUUGGCAACAACCCUUCAGGCUGACUUGUCACAACUGCAGGCUGCUGCUUCUUUUGUUUGUCGAUUGGGAUGGGCAACAAAAGUCAUUGAUCCAUCAUCUAUUCUUCAAGACACAAACAUUCCGGGGUCUCCUAGAAGUGCAGUCAGUGAUGAAGAUGCUUCUCUUGCCAGUCAUGGUUUUGACAAUACACUUAUCGAUAAUGAUACCAGUCACGGGGAUUCUUCAGGGAACUGCGGUCCUCGUUCUGCCUAUACUCGUGUUGCAUUCAUAGUUGAUGCUAAUAUCACAUCAUAUCUUAUGAUGGGUUCUGUUUCACCAGGCCUGAAAUCUCAUGCUGUUACACUCUAUGAAGCGGGUAAAUUGGGUCAUGCCAGCAUUUCUGAUCUUUGCAAUGAUCUUAGCACUCUGGAAGGUGCAAAAUUUGAGGGUGAAUUGCAGGAAUUUGCAAAUCAUGCAUUUAGCCUGCGUUGUGUAUUAGAAUGUUUACAAUCAGGUGGAGUUGCUUCUGAUGUAAAAGUGGAGGAAGGUUUUGAUAAGAUGGAUAUGGCUAUUUCAAGCAAUGAUGAAUCAGGUUCUCUAAUAGCUGAAAUCACUUUGGCUGACAGCUCAGGAGACUCUGGUAUUCCAGAAGGUGGGAUGAAUGAUGACGAUUUAGUAAGUUUAGAUUUAGAGAAGCCUGCAGUGGCCUCUGUUUCCUCUGAAGCUGAUUCUAGUAAUAAAACAUGUUCUAUUACUUUGGAAGGUGUUGACAACAGUCACAUACAGGAAGCCAGCAAAGACGAAAGUCUCCAGAAUGAUGAGAAAAUACUGGUUGAAGGGUCAGAUGUUGGAGCAGAAAUGCUGAAGAGAAAAAAGAAAUACCGCGUAGAUAUUCUUCGCUGCGAAAGCUUGGCUUCUCUUGCACCGGCAACCCUUGACCGUUUGUUUCUUCGUGACUAUGACGUAGUUGUGUCCAUAGUGCCUCUUCCUCAUUCAUCAGUUCUUCCUGGACCCACAGGUCCAGUUCAUUUUGGUCCCCCCUCUUAUUCUUUCAUGUCUCCUUGGAUGAAAUUGGUAUUAUAUUCAACUGUAGCUAAUGGGCCUCUAUCAGUUGUUCUGAUGAAAGGACAGUGUUUGCGCUUACUUCCUGCUCCAUUGGCUGGUUGUGAGAAAGCUCUCAUAUGGUCUUGGGAUGGUUCCACAGUAGGAGGGUUGGGAGGGAAGCUUGAAGGAAAUUUAGUGAAGGGAAGUAUACUCCUGCAUUGCUUAAAUUCACUUCUUAAACAUUCAGCUGUCCUGGUGCAGCCUCUCAGUAAGUUUGAUCUUGAUGAGUCUGGAAAAUUGAUUACAAUGGAUAUCCCUCUGCCCUUAAAGAACUCUGAUGGCUCAGUUACUCCUGUUGGAAAAGAGUUAGGAAUAUGUGAAGAGGAAAGUUCAACGCUGAAGUUUCUCUUGAAUGAUCUGGCAAACAAAAUGGAACUGUGGACUGUUGGAUAUAUUCGCUUAGUUAGAUUAUUUAAUGGAAGAGAAUCAGACCAGUUCUCACCUGAAGAGAAAUAUGAUUGGGUUCCAUUGAGUGUUGAAUUUGGGAUGCCGCUAUUCAGUCCAAAGCUGUGUAAUAAUAUAUGUAGAAGGGUGGUUUCAUCAGAAUUGCUCCAAUCUGACUCAUUUGGUGAACACCAUUGUGCAAUGCAAAGCUUAAGGAAAAAAUUGCGUGACAUUUGUGCUGAGUACCAAGCAACAGGUCCUGCUGCAAAGAUACUUUACCAGAAGGAGCAAGCUAAGGAAUCCUCAAAACAACUUCUGAACUACGCUAGUGGAAGAUGGAAUCCACUUAUAGACCCUUCUUCUCCCAUUUCAGGGGCAUCAAGUGAGCAUCAAAGGUUAAAACUUGCAAACCGACAACGUUGCCGGACUGAAGUUUUAAGCUUUGACGGCAGCAUUCUUAGGUCUUAUGCCUUAAGUCCGGUUUAUGAAGCUGCCACGAGGCCUAUUGAAGAAGCCUCUCCACCAGCCAGCACGAUAAAAGCUGAACCAGAUGAAAAUGAUAGUAAAGAAGUAAUUCUUCCCGGAGUAAAUAUUAUUUUUGAUGGUUCUGAGUUGCAUCCGUUUGACAUUGGUGCCUGCAUCCAGGCACGCCAACCUAUUUCCUUAAUAGCUGAGGCAGCAGCUGCUUCAGCACCACUCUAUGCUAUCCAUCCAUGAAUGGAUAUACUAAUGAGUCAUGCGCCAAUGUUAUUAUUGCUACUGUCUGGUUUGUUUUCAUCUUCAGGGUUGUUGGUUGCACUCCAAGUCGGGCUCAAGAUUGAAGGUUGCAGAUGUUUUGGGUUUCGCUUGAUCCAGAAAUUCAGUGUCUUGUUGAAAGGCAUAAUUAUCAUUAAACAAUUCGAUGGAUAUACGACAGGAUAUACCUUGCUCCUGUCAUAUUCCUGCAGCAAAACGGACACUCAAGCCAUUCAUGAUUAAAAGAUUAGAGGAAAAUAUUGCUGUUUGGCAAAUCAUUAUCGCAUCCGAUCUUUAAAGAUGUGAAUUCAUUGUCUUCUGCUGAGAUGCUUCCUCAUUUAUUACUAAUUUGUUGUUAUCAUUGUGUAAAUUAGUCCACCCAUAUUAUCUGGGUUUCAUUACAUCAUAUCACACACUUCACAUAAAUAUAUUACACAUAUCUUUCUUAUAAAGGUAUCUUUCUUUUUUCUUUUUCCGAUCGAUCUCGUCCUUCUUAUAUGUAAUAUGAUCUCCUAUCAUAUGAGAUUAUCAUGUUAUAUUUGUAUCUCUUUUUAAAAGCUUUGAA
Messenger RNA from Lotus japonicus, 4013 nucleotides. RefSeq lists its product as uncharacterized. The record is from RefSeq and is a predicted model, not a curated record. Lineage: Eukaryota; Viridiplantae; Streptophyta; Magnoliopsida; Fabales; Fabaceae. The coding region runs from base 407 to 3430 and encodes 1007 amino acids. The transcript has 11 exons.